AACCAGGCCAGCCAUGUCGUCGCUGCGCUACGCCAUCCGGCCGCUGACAGAGAGGGACGGGCCCCAGCUGGUGGACUUCCUGCGUCGGUUCUUCCUGAGGGACGAGCACCUCAACGCAACCGUGGGCCUCCUGGCCGGCGGGCGGCAGUCCUGCCCGGAACAGGAGGAGUUCCUGCUGGACGCCCUGCCCCAUGGCCUGUCACUGCAGGCGGUGGACGUGGAGACGGGAAGGCUACUGGGAGUCAUCAUGAAUGGUCUGCACCGAGCGGGGCACGAAGAGGAGAAUAUCAGGAGGGCAGAGAAGUUGCGGGACCCGGCAUUCCGUGAGAUUCGUCGCUUCGUCACCUUCGUCGAUCUCCAGGUGUCAGAGAAGCUGCGUAACAUGUACCCUGACAUCGACCAUCACCAGGUGGAAGUCCUCGGGGGCUCCGUUGAUACAGCAGUAAGGCGCCGUGGGAUCAUCACGGAUCUCAUUGAACACAGCAGAAAAAUUGGAAAAGAAAAAGGGAUACCUCUUAUGAGGGCUGACUGCAGUAGCAUAUAUUCCAUCAAGGCUUGUGAGUAUUUUGGCUUCAAGAAGAUAUUUUCCAUCAGAUAUGAUACUUAUCAGCGUGAUGGAAAAGUAGUUUUCCCACCCACAAAAGAAUCUGGUGAUGAACUUGCGACAUACGUUCAAAAGUUAAAUUAACUAUACCUCUAUUAAAAUACUAUCUGUCUUGAUGUUAGUGCUUAGUUCUUUGAUGGCGCUUUCCAGUCCUUGUGUACCCACAUACAUACAUAUACAUAC
This is a messenger RNA of Schistocerca nitens (vagrant locust), 787 nucleotides long. Its product is annotated as arylalkylamine N-acetyltransferase 1-like. The record is from RefSeq and is a predicted model, not a curated record. The transcript has 4 exons. The coding region runs from base 14 to 688 and encodes 224 amino acids. NCBI's taxonomy places the organism in Eukaryota, Metazoa, Arthropoda, Insecta, Orthoptera, Acrididae. Gene Ontology annotation, molecular function: N-acetyltransferase activity.